AUGGCUGGUUUCGAUCUUCUCGCUGGAUCUCCCGAGCACACUGCUGCUGCUUACCAGGCUUUGGUCAAUGCUCCUCGCAAUAUUCGAACGCAUGCCAACGCUGCUGGAGGCAACGAUGAUCAAGCUAUUCUUUCCAGCUCUGUCUAUUGCCCGGGUAUUGCCCGGGAUGCUCACCAGAACCUGAUCAACCAUCAAAAUGGCAGCAAGCACUCCAACCACAGAUUGGUCAUGGAUCCUGCGAUUGAAGCGAAUUUGCUCCAAAGCAUGGCCCGGAUUGAUCUCGCCCAUACCCAUGCCAUUCGGACUGAUAGUCAUCGCACCAUCGUUGGAAGCGCCUACGUUCACCCCCGAGUCGGCUCAUCCUCCAGCCAUGGGUCUUCAAGCACCGAUCGGCUUUCCAUCUCGUCCGGUGCCCGCCAAGGUCCAGCCUACUACAACGCCACCGACUAUAAAGCUGGCGAGAAUACGGGAAUCGAUAAGGGCAAGGGCAGUGAGAAGACCAACUCCUCUCCACCCACCACUAUCUCUCCUGAUUCCACUUCUGCAAACGUCGGCGGCUCCAACACCAAGACUCAAGGCCAGAAGCUCAAUGCGCCAGAUGGAACUCCCGAGAGAGCUCCUGGCUGGGUUUUGCCUCGUUUCCGCGGCCAAGCCAUGCCUGUUCGAGAGCCCGUGAAUGCUGGUGCUCAAAACAACUUCCCAGGCGGCCCUCGUGCGAGUUUGGCUGGUCAGGUGCAGCCACAGCCGCGGCAGUCUGGCUCCGAGUCAAGUCGCAACCGAGUCUUCAUCCCUCAGCCAGAUGUUGGAAUGCCGUCAACCCAUCGCAAUGGCACGAAGCCCAUGAACAGCCAAGCUCCAAUCGGCACAGGUCGUUGGGACCAUCAUACCCUGAGGGAGUUGCUCACUCCUCAAGCCACGUCUGUCUGGGCUCAGUAUGAGCCUCGACCUGCGGUUGUUCAGAAGGGCUUCCAAUCUUACGCUCCAGUUGGCGAGUUUCGGCCAAUGAACGCCGUCACUCGAACAUUCUUCCGCCCCGAGUGCGAUCCCCAGAAGGAUCUCAAAAUGGCCCAGGGUGUCUCGGCUAACUACAAGGGCGAUGCUUUGAACCCGCGCAACCUUUCGGAUGACAUUCCGGAGUGCAAGAAUGUCUCCUUCUUCUUGACCAAUCUCCCAGCGGACGUCACCUACAGCCAGCUCCUGGGUCAAAUUCGCGGCAUGGGACGUGUCUGGGCCACUGUGAUCAAUCCUCCAGAUGGUCACGAGCAUUUCACCUCGGCCGCUAAGUUGGUGUUCUUCGAGCUGGCCGCGGCCCAGCGCUUCUACGCUCACUGUAGAAACCCGGCCCGUCGUCUCAUCAUCAGUAGCUACGCCGUCAAGAUUGUUCGCAACCGGGUUCGAAAGGCCGAGGAAGAUGUCGGCGGCUACCACUCUCGUGUUCUCGUCGUUACCGGCGAGUUGUCCUUUGUCAACAAGGACACUCUGCUGCGUUACUUCCGCAUGAAGCUCGAUUUCGACACCGAGGAUGUCAUCGCCCAUGUUCAAGACCCUCAGACUGGAAUGGGAGAGCUUGAAAUCCGGUUCGCCUGCUAUCGGAACCAGUCCGAGUCUGCUCGUCAAGCGCUGAGCAAGGAGUAUCCUCCCGGUGCCACCCUUCCAGAUGGCAGGAUGUCUCCAAUUUGGGAGCUCAGAUACGGUAACAACAAGCACGGAUCGGACGGACUGGAAGUCACUUACACUUGUCUUGGGAGGGAGAAGUUCUGGAUUUUGAGUUUGAUUUGUGUUGAGGAUGGACACGGAUACACGGAUAGUCAUGGAGGUCCUCCGGCAAUGAAUCAAAUUUUGUUUCUGAAUUGCGCUCAGUUCAUUUUCCACUCAUGUAUCGUGACACUCAUUCAGCGGCGAAGUCGCCCAGGGAGUUACAAAAACCCUCAGGGGUUGCAUCUUGAUCGCUCCUUGAUUGAAAUCCCCUGCUCUUUCCUCUUGGAGCUGUACAUAUGUGGUCUCUUCUCACCCUCAACUUACCUCCAUCACUUGAUAAGAGAAAGACACCAGGGCUUGAGGCUCACGGGAAUCUCACCGAAGAUGAAGGAAGCUGAUGAAAUCUCAGGAACCUCAUCGAAGGGACCCAAAGCCUCUCACAAGCGGAAGGAUACGGCCUCCACGAAAGUCAAUCCUGCCAAAGUAUCUCCGGCUGUGAAAAGCUCACCAAAACCAACGAUGGCAGCAACUACGUCAGAAGGGCCAGUCGUCGACAACUCAAUUUUCACGGUCAUCAACAGUGAUGGCACAACUUCCUACUACACAAGCACCGGUGAGCUGAUCGAAGGCGAGUCUUCAAGACACACCGAAGCCACAAAGGAAGUCACCGAUAGCGAGCGUGUCACAGCAAAGGGCGCGCUCAAUCUACGCUCAAAGAAGACUGAGAGAAUGAAGCGGAAACUUGAGAAGAAGACUGCAAAGUCCUCAGCUCGCCGGACAACUCAACUCCUCGACCUUCCCAAUGAGACUCUUGUCGACAUUAUCAGCAACAUGCUUCCCAGCGAGGUUUUGAAGACUGCCCAGACCUGCAAGACACUCCGCAAGCUCAUCCAACACAACGAGAAGCUUCUCUCGCGCAAAAUCAUCUCUCAACGAUACCCAGUUCUUUCCAAGUGCUUCAGGCUUCCAGUAACACUCGACGAGAUCGACCCAGAACUUCACCCGGUCCUCAAGAAUGACGCCAGAAUCGACAUGCUCGGUAUCCACCGGCGAUACGUCCACAUCCCUCAACCCGAGCCCUACGUCUUAUGCACCUGCCUCACCUGCGUCUUGCGCUGGCAGGCCUGCUGCAUCAUUGUCGACUUCAACAAGUGGCGCCCCAAUCUCGACUCCGGGGUUCCCAUCACUAUCAUGCGCCGGGGUCAAGACGCUUCGUGGAACUUGGUCUGGAAAGACAGAAUUACAGAAACCGUGCUCCAUGCCAUCCGCUCCCCGCUCGCCUACGCUCACCUCCUCGAGGUCCAUCUCAACAACACCUGUGCCGCGAUCAAGAGGCAGAGAGCGAACAAGGGUAACCGUCGUCGCCACUUUGAGAUGUCCGAGGCCGACGCGGAGUCUCUCACAGACGCCUUCUUGGAGGGGAACGGCCCGCCCACCAUCGAUCUCCCCUACUCGCGGGAUAACUAUUACAUGCUCGAGGCGUACAUGCCCGCCAGAACCUGGCUCAAAGACGAAGAGAAAUGGGUCUAUAUCCCGGCGGACUUUCACGAUAGAGACCUUGAUUGGGUCGCGAAGCGAUGGGGUCCGGAAUGGGGCGUCACACAUAAUCGGGACAGGCCUAAUGAGCAGAUGAUGGGACCGGCUUAG
This is a messenger RNA of Colletotrichum lupini, 3345 nucleotides long. Its product is annotated as F-box domain-containing protein. The transcript has 5 exons. The record is from RefSeq and is a predicted model, not a curated record. Gene Ontology annotation, molecular function: protein binding. NCBI's taxonomy places the organism in Eukaryota, Fungi, Ascomycota, Sordariomycetes, Glomerellales, Glomerellaceae. Bases 1 to 3345 code for a protein of 1114 amino acids.